Messenger RNA from Anas platyrhynchos (mallard), 1372 nucleotides. Its product is annotated as D-serine dehydratase. The record is from RefSeq and is a predicted model, not a curated record. Gene Ontology annotation, molecular function: D-serine ammonia-lyase activity. Lineage: Eukaryota; Metazoa; Chordata; Aves; Anseriformes; Anatidae. Gene Ontology annotation, biological process: D-serine catabolic process.
CCCGGCACCGCCGGGGCCCCACGGCUGGCAGCGACCUCUGUCCCCGAGCGGGGCUGGCCGCGGGUGCCCACGGCAUCACGUGGAGCCGAACCAGCCAGAGGCCUCCGGGAGCCGAGCCGGGAGCAGCCGCGGCGGCGGAGGGUCACGGGGGGGGGUGCCGGGACCAUCCCCCCUCCCCAAAAAAACCUCCCACCAUGUGGCUGGGGGCCCGCCUGGACGCGCUGCCCACCCCGGCGCUCGCCGUCGACCGUGCCGUGGCGCGCCGCAACGCCGAGCGCAUGCAGGAGCGCUGCCGAGCCCUCGGCCUCCGCCUGCGCCCCCACGUCAAGACCCACAAAACGCUGGAGGGCGGCGCGCUGGCCACGGGCGGCACGCGGCGCGGCAUCGCCGUCUCCACGCUGGCCGAGGCGCGUUUUUUCGCCGACGGGGGCUUCGAUGACAUCCUCCUGGCGUACCCGCUGCCAACGGGGCGCCUGGAGGAGUGCGCCCAGCUGGCCCAGCGCCUCGAAGCCUUCCAGGUGCUCUUGGACAGCCCCGAGGCGCUGCAGUGCCUGCGGCAGCGCCCGCUGGCCGGCGGCAAGCGCUGGCUCGUUUGGCUCAAGCUCGAUUGCGGCAACGGCAGAGCCGGCGUGCGCCCCACGGACCCCGGUGCCCUCCCUCUGGCCCGGGCCAUCGCGGAGGAGGCUCCGGGGGAGGUGACGUUGGUUGGGGUCUACGCUCACUGCGGGAACACCUACGGCUGCAGCGGCGUGCCCGCCAUCCAGGCCAUCGCCAGGGCCACCACCGCCGCCGUCCUCAACUUCGUGGCCGCGCUGCGCCAGGCCGGCGUGCCGUGCCCCCAAGCCAGCAUCGGCUCCACUCCAUCCUGCAGCCACCCGGUGCCCGAAAUGUCCGAGCUCACCGAGGUGCACCCGGGCAACUACAUCUUCUACGACCUCCAGCAGACGCUGCUGGGUUCGUGCCAACCCCAAGACGUGGCCAUCCGCGUCCUCACCCGGGUGAUCGGGCACUACCCGCACCGCAACCAGCUGCUGCUGGACUGCGGCUGGGCGGCGCUUUCCCUGCACGGGGGGGCGCAGACCCCCGCCGGCUGCGCCACCGUCGAGGGACACCCCCAGCUCCGGUUGGCGGGGUUGACGCAGGAGCACGGGUUGCUGGAGCCCGUCGGGGGGCGGAUGGAUUUCGGGAGGUUCCCGGUGGGCACCGUGCUGGCCCUCGUCCCUUUCCACGCCUGCGCCACAGCUGCCAUGCACCCGGUGUACUACGCGCACGAGGAGGGCGAGGUGGUGGCCCUAUGGCACCCGGUGCGCGGCUGGUAGGGGGCGUCCCGGUGCCGGGGUCCUGAACCGUGCGGGGUUCCUGCGCCCACCCC